Messenger RNA from Oreochromis aureus, 2329 nucleotides. RefSeq names its product nicastrin (gene ncstn). NCBI's taxonomy places the organism in Eukaryota, Metazoa, Chordata, Actinopteri, Cichliformes, Cichlidae. Gene Ontology annotation, cellular component: membrane. Gene Ontology annotation, biological process: Notch receptor processing; protein processing. The record is from RefSeq and is a predicted model, not a curated record. Bases 18 to 2171 code for a protein of 717 amino acids. The transcript has 17 exons.
AACCCGGAUGUUUCCCCAUGUCAACACUUCCUGUUGUGUUUUCAGCUUUUCAAACCAGGAAGAUGGAUUUGCUGUCGAACAAAUGGAUCAUUAACUUGAUAUUUUGUUUGUUUUUCACAGGUAUCAGCUGUAAUUCAGUGGAAAACAAGAUUUAUGUGCAUCUUAAUUACAGUAUCCCGUGUGUGCGACUGCUAAACGCAACACAUCAAAUAGGCUGUCAGUCGUCUUUAUCAGGUGAUGUUGGCGUGCUCCAUGUGCUCGAAUCAGAAGCAAACCUGGACUGGGUCCUGCAAAAUGGUCCCAACCCUCCUUAUAUGGUUAUUCUGGAUUCUACGCUCUUUACAAGAUCUGUCAUGAUGAAACUUAAGACUGGCUCCAGUAGGGUUGCUGGUGUUGUUGUUGUGGCGCCAAGCUCAAAUCCAGCUGAGGGUUUCUCUCCACACACCACCUGCCCCAACGAGAACUCAGGUGUGUAUUCAGAGAGCUAUGACCCAGCCUUGGCCCACUGUAACGUGACCAAGUGGAACCCUCUGGGAAAUGGCUUGUCCUACGAGGAGUAUGACUUCCCGAUGUUCUCCCUGAAAGACGACAACGACACUCAGGCCAUAAAACAGUGCUACUACGAUCAUAACCAUGUUGUGAAUGGCAGUAGUCCUCGGUACCCACUGUGCGCGAUGCAGCUCUACUCACACAUGUCUGCCGUCACCGACACUGCCACCUGCAUGAGGAGAAAUGGCAUCAACUUCAGCUUAAACCCAGAGACAGUAUGUGACCCACUUGGAGACUUUAAUGUUUUGGCCUCGACCAGGCCUCUGAACUACACAGAUAAGGGCCACAAGACGGGGGAGAGCGUGGUCAUCGCAGCAGCGAGGCUGGACAGCCGGUCUUUUUUCUUUGACAUUGCUCCAGGCGCAGAGAGUGCAGCCUCGGGGUUUGUCACCUUGCUGGCAGCGGCACACGCUCUGCGCAACGCCACCCAGGACGCCCAACCCAACCGCACCAUCCUCUACGCAUUCUUCCAGGGGGAAACCUUUGACUACAUCGGCAGCUCGAGGUUGGUGUACGACAUGGACAAUAAACAGUUUCCUUUGGACCUGGACAAUGUUCACUCAGUGGUGGAGAUUGGACAGGUGGGACUCCAUGGAGAAUCAAAGCUCUGGGUUCACACUGAUCCCGUGUCUCGGAGGAACAGCAGUGUGAAUGAAGAGGUGGAAAAGCUCAUCAGAAACUUGAACUCGUCUGCCUUAAAUCUCAGCUUGUCAUUGCAAGAGCCCAGUUUCUCUCAGCCACUGCCUCCGUCAUCCUUCCAGCGUUUCCUGCGAGCUCGGCCAAUCCCUGGUGUCGUUAUCCAGAAUCAUAACUCUUCUUUCACCAACAGGUACUAUGAAAGUAUGUAUGAUAAUGCAGAGUACCUGAACAUGUCUUACCCACCAAACCUGACGCCAGAGGAGCAGCUGGAAUACGUAACAGAUGCUGCAAAGGCUCUGACUGAAGUGGCGACCAUUGUGGCUCGAGCUCUGUACACACAGGCAGGAGGAUCGGACCCCAUCCAGCUGAAGAACAUUAACGCAGAUAGUCAGAUGGUGACCCAAAUGCUGUACGGUUUCCUUGUUAAGUCAAAUAACUCCUGGUUCCAGCAAAUGGUACCUUCAGACUUCGCGAUUCAUCUGCGUGACAGACCCACAAACUUCUACGUGGGGGUGACACAGCAGCACAGUGAACCGACUCUGCUGGUCCAAUACCUGCUGGCCAACCUGACUGGCACCACCGUCAACAUCACCCAGGACAACUGCCAGAACCAGAGAGAGGACGAGGAUGACAAAGAGAGCAAACAUAUAUACAGCUACAUGUGGGUUCAAGGUGCAGCACCUCCCAACAGUACAGAACGAGUGGCGUUCUGCGUUCGCUCCACAGUUCGUCUCUCCAAAGCGCUGUCCCCGGCCUUCGACCUGGAGGAGUACACCUCCAAAGAUUACUCAACGUGGACAGAGUCCAGGUGGAAGAGCAUUAAAGGGCGCAUAUUCCUGGUGGCCAGUCAUGAACUGGAGAUGUUGACGCUCGGAGUCGGUGUCGCUGUGCUGAUAGCAUCCUUAAUGUUGACGUACAUCAUCAGCUCAAAGGCCGACAUACUCUUCAGCUCAGGGAGGGAGCCCACCGCCGCCACCUACUGAUUCACUCAGAAGUGUCUCAGACCCACGACCACUACUUCUACUACUAUUGCUACUACUACUACUUUUAUCCCAACCAGACAUGGACAGUUUUCUUUAAAACACACCACGAGUAGGUACACAGACAGGUUAGUCUCAGCUGCAUCGAGGUGGGGGAAGGG